Molecule: messenger RNA, 1060 nt
Organism: Tarenaya hassleriana
Lineage: Eukaryota; Viridiplantae; Streptophyta; Magnoliopsida; Brassicales; Cleomaceae
Product: extensin-like
Exons: 1
Coding region: 16-990 (324 amino acids)
Source: RefSeq, a predicted model, not a curated record
CCAACACUUACACCGAUGAAGUCAGUCCCUGCUCUCUCACCGAGCCAAAACUCUAGCCCAACCCCAACACCUACACCGACGAGCCAAAACCCUAGCCCUAACCCGACCCCAACACCAACACCAACACCGAGUGACUCAAUCCCUACCCUCACACCGAGUCAAAACUCUAGCCCUAACCCAACUUCAACACUUACACCGAGUGAGUCAGUCCCUGCUCUCUCACCGAGCCAAAACUCUAGCCCAAUCCCAACACCUACACCGACGAGCCAAAACCCUAGCCCUAACCUAACCCCAACACCCACACCGAGUAACUCAAUCCCUACUCCCUCACCGAACCAAAACCCUAAUCUAAUCCCAACCUCGAGUCCUACACCUAGCCAGGAUCAUGCUAUGACUCCUACCCAAACUCCCAAUUCUGUUCCGUCGCAAAGCCCUAUAUCGCAUCAAAACCCUACCCCAGCUCCAAACUCUGAACCUAGCAAAAAUGUUACUCAAGUCCCCACUCCUAACCCCAAAAUUCCAACUCCGACACCGACACCGAAUCAAAGCUCUAACCCAAACACUAACCAUACACCAAACCCUAGCCCUAGCCAAAACCAUUCACCUACCCCAACUCCCACCCUUAGACCAAGCCCGAACCCUGUAACUCCAACCCUAAACCCCCCUCCGAACCAAAACCUUAACCCACCCCCUAACCUUCAGCCCCCUCCAAACCCUCCUCCUCCAACUUCUACCACAUGUCCUAGAAAUUUCUUUCAAAUAUUGGCAUGCGGCAAUAUUAUCAACUCCAUAUCCAUUUUCUUCGGAAUUAGCCCAUCUUUGAUGCAACCAUGUUGCACUCUCAUUAAUGGUUUAUCAGAUCGUGAUGCAGGCAUUUGUCUCUGUUCCGCACUUAGGUUGCAGAGUUUUAGUUUUCUCUUCCCCCUCAAUCUUAAUACCAUCCUCAAUAUUUGUAAAAGAAGAGUUCCAACCGGUUUUCAGUGUCCAUAAACAAUAAUCCUUCUACGCUAAUAUACGUAAUAAUGGAUACACUAAAAAUAUGUAUAGCAUAUAUAUAUAU